CUCCCGGUGGUCUGACGAGUGUUCGAAAGUCGAAGAUCGUACCCGAGGGCAUUCAGAAAAAAGACUUUUGGAGAAAUCUCCGAUCUGUCUAGUGGCUGAGAUUCAUGUAGUCACUUCCGACUGGUUUACAUGAGCUUCUGACUCCACCACUCGUAUGCCUCUCCGGAGUCUCAUGAGGGUAACCCUGUGACCGUGACGGAUCUCGACCGCGAUUGAAGCUACCAACCAGAUCCGAGGGGACCCCGCAGUCCGAGAACCGUCGCCAUGCUCAUCUAUCGUGCUCUCGCGAUCAACCUCGCGCGGAGGGGAACGUUCGGAGCUCCAUCCAUCCCAAACAUUCAACGUCAUCUCAUUUCCGUGUCCUCCGUGAAUCUGGUGCGAUAUGAUCGAACGCGAGGAAUGUGCACAGAAGUCCAAAGGAAAGCAGAAUGGUCCGCGAAGGAUGUGAGAGACGAAGUCGUGGAGACGCACAAAACAGGAAAGGGAGGAGAGACGGAGGAAGCAGAACAUCCGCUGGAUAAGGAGACUUGGACUCCGAUUUAUCGAUUCAGAUACAUCCGACAGCUUCGCCUCGCAACUCGUUUGAAAAUGUUCCAAGCUGCUUGCUGCGUAGCGUCAGUACCGGCCCUCCCUUACAUGGGAUUAGGAGGAAAUGAGACGAUGAUGAUACUCGCUAUCGAGUUCUACAUCUUGGUCAUGACAGUGUUCGUCGGACAGAUGGCACAGAAGGCUGUAGGCGUUCUAUACCUCAAUGAAUCCAGGGAGAAACUCCGCGUGGCGAGCCUAACCUUUUUAGGGCGCAGAGUCGACACGAUGUACGAUGUUCAGGAUAUCAUGCAUGUCGCCGAUACCGGAUUGAAGACCCAGUUCCCCCUCGUGGCUCUGGUUAGAUAUUCCGACCCCAAGGAGAAAAUGCUUGUGUACACUGGAAACGGAAUUUUGGAUCGCGAGCUUUUCGAACAUGUUUUCGGCGAAGUACCAACGCCGGCGCCACGACGUUUAUUCAAAUCCAGGCGGAAAGAAGAUACAUGAAAGAUCAGAAGGAUAGCGAAUUUCGGGAUCAUCUGUACCUAGUAUCGGGCUCGUGAACUGAGUAAAGAUCGUGAAAUCCC
Molecule: messenger RNA, 1112 nt
Organism: Galendromus occidentalis (western predatory mite)
Lineage: Eukaryota; Metazoa; Arthropoda; Arachnida; Mesostigmata; Phytoseiidae
Product: transmembrane protein 186
Exons: 5
Coding region: 265-1032 (255 amino acids)
Cellular component (GO): mitochondrion
Source: RefSeq, a predicted model, not a curated record